Synchiropus splendidus (mandarinfish) is the source of this 2359-nucleotide messenger RNA. RefSeq names its product SWI/SNF-related matrix-associated actin-dependent regulator of chromatin subfamily E member 1-like. Gene Ontology annotation, molecular function: nuclear receptor binding; nucleosomal DNA binding. Gene Ontology annotation, biological process: negative regulation of DNA-templated transcription. Gene Ontology annotation, cellular component: SWI/SNF complex. The coding region runs from base 353 to 1618 and encodes 421 amino acids. The transcript has 11 exons. NCBI's taxonomy places the organism in Eukaryota, Metazoa, Chordata, Actinopteri, Syngnathiformes, Callionymidae. The record is from RefSeq and is a predicted model, not a curated record.
UGCAUGAACCAUGGCGUCCGAAUCAGUGUAGUGGUUGAGUUGAUUCUCAUAUAUCUCCGUUAUGAGAUGUCUUUGUGUCUUUUUUUCCCCGUGCACUCCAGCUGUUGAAGCAUCUGCAGGACACGUGAAAGCGACGAGAGCAUCUUUGUGGAAGAAAGGCAGAGGAGAGCAGAGGAGAGGGUGGGGGUGCGAUUCUGGAAGAUUCUGUCGGAAAUCUUGGACCCCAGAUGGCUCAUUGUUGGGGAGCGCUGCGGCGAGCUAGCUCACUCUCUUGUGUCAAAGACACGACUGUGGUCAUGACAAAGGGUUUUAAGAGAUACUGACUGAGGAACACAGACCAGUGGCUGCUAACAUGUCAAAGAGGCCAUCUUAUGCCCCGCCUCCUCCCCCUGCCCCAACAACUCAAACGCCCAAUACCCCAGGGUUUGUGGGGUACAACCCGUACAGCCAUCUGGCAUACAACAACUACAGGCUGGGGGGAAGCCAAAGCACCAACAGCCGGGCAACGAACUCCUCCGGGAUAAAUAUCCCAAAGCCACCCAAGCCCCCCGACAAGCCGCUGAUGCCAUACAUGAGAUACAGCCGGAAGGUUUGGGAUCAAGUAAAAGCCUCCAAUCCUGAUCUGAAGCUAUGGGAAAUUGGGAAGAUAAUCGGUGGCAUGUGGAGGGACCUCACUGAUGAGGAGAAACAGGAUUAUUUGAAUGACUACGAAGCAGAGAAGAUUGAAUACAAUGAGAGCAUGAAGGCCUAUCACAACUCACCAGCCUACCUGGCCUAUGUCAAUGCAAAGAGCCGCGCUGAGGCUGCUCUGGAGGAGGAGAGUCGCCAGAGGCAGUCCAGACUGGACAAGGGCGAGCCAUACAUGAGCAUCCAGCCAGCUGAGGAUCCGGACGACUACGACGAUGGGUUUUCCAUCAAGCACUCAGCCGCAGCCCGUUUCCAGCGCAACCACCGCUUGAUCAGUGAGAUCCUCAGCGAGAGCGUGGUCCCUGACGUGCGCUCGGUCGUCACCACGGCACGGAUGCAAGUCCUGAAACGGCAGGUUCAGUCUCUGAUGGUGCACCAGCGCAAGUUAGAAGCCGAGUUGCUUCAGAUCGAGGAUCGUCACCAGGAUAAGAAAAGGAAGUUUAUUGAAGCCACGGAAUCGUUUACAAAUGAGCUGAAGAGGCUGUGCUGCAUGAAGGUGGAGGUGGACAUGGAGAAGAUUUCUGCCGAGAUCUCUGCAGCAGAGGAGGCAGCUCGCCGGCGCAUGGCAGAGCGCGAGAAGGAGGCGUGCGGUGCCAAGGAGGCUCCAGCUUGUGUCCUGGCCGAAGAAGACAAACAUGUCUGUGCAACACACGGCAGCAAGUCCCAGCCGGGUGCUGAGACCAGCAACAAAGAGAGUGAGGACUCAGAGCCCAACCCCACUGAUGCAGCAGGAAAGCAGAAAGAGGAACUGGAGGCUCAGCCUGGAAGCGCAGAUGGAGGAUCCGAGGACAAAGAGAGCGUCCUCGAGGGAGCCAUGGAGGAGGGAACCAGUGACAGCAACACGGGCUCCGAAACCACUUGCGCUCAAGCUGAAGACGUCCUCACCAGCGAGCCAUCCGAGGGCCCCGGCAGGGCCCGCUCAUCCCACUGACUCCCACCGCAGGACUUAAAAGCCACCGCGUGACCCGCCAUUUUGUGGCGCGGUCUGUGAACAUUGCACACUAUCAUCUGUCGAAGCGUACAAACAACAUGCCGAUGCGUUGAACAAGCGAGACAAUAAGAUGAUGUAAAAGAAAAAAAAAACAAAAAACUGCUAAGCACUUGAAGCCGACAAAGCAAAGGUCCGGUGUAGUAUUGUGGCCUGCUACAAAGAGUGAUUGCCAUUUCGACUAAUCGUACAUAUCAAUACAUAUCUGCCAUGUUAUUGCUGGCUACAUGGAAAAAAAGCUGCCAUGUGAAUCAAACAUUGCUCAGUGUAAUAUUUAUCUUUAUAGUGUUGCUUUUAUUGUCACUUUUGCAUGAUGCAAUAAGUUGUGAAGGAGAGUGUCUGUUGCCGUAUCAGUAUCUCAGUGGCUGUAAUGUCUCAGGAGUUUUUAGUCACUAGUUGUAGCUGUUCUUAUUUAUUACCUGCAUUUUUAUGAUUCUUGUGAUUUGUUUUUGUCUUUGCACCCUCUACUUUACCCCCUGCCCCUCACUCAAACGUCACAUGAUCACCAAUUCUCGACCACCAGUGUUCAAGUUUGCCUGCUGUCAAUCAAAUCAAAGGCGGUACACUUGGAACAUCUCAUGAAUAUUUACAUUUGAACAUGGUGUGGUUUACCAGCUUCAAGUUGUCAGUCUUAAAAUCAAUUUCCUUUUUGCAUAUUUAUAUCAAUAAACUUUUCUACGCUAA